Messenger RNA from Chara braunii, 744 nucleotides. NCBI's taxonomy places the organism in Eukaryota, Viridiplantae, Streptophyta, Charophyceae, Charales, Characeae. The record is from the annotation of a GenBank genome assembly.
GUCCCUGUUUUUACAGAAGCAUGCCCAACAUGUUAUUCCACACCUCAACUACGCAAUGCCAUACGACAACAUUUUGGAACAGGUGCAAGAUGCUUCCUGGUAUCAUCUACUGGAGGAAGCACUCAUCCAUCCACAGAACUGCAAUGACAAGCUCUGUGGAAGAUAUUGUCAAUUCGAUGGUCAUUUCAAAGUGUGCAGAUUGCGUUGUGCAAACAAUGAUGUUGACUUGUAUCAGACGGCGAUUGGUGCGAUUGUCAAAGGUUGCCCCGAAACUCCGGAGCCAGGAAGAAGAUGGUGCUCAAAGCAUCUUCCUCAAUCUGAGAACGCGGUUGAAGCCGAAGAUAACACAACAGAUCAAGUUUGGGAUAAAGAAAUUGAAGUCACAGUGCCAGAUAUCAAAGAACCAGUUGCAUCUCGCACACGGUUCAAGACAUGGGCACGAAUGACAAAUGCAGAGUACAUUAUUGAAUCCCGAACAUUCAACGAGGAUUUGUACUACGUUAAGUGGAAGAAUGCGCCCUAUGCAAAGUCGAUCUGGUGUCAUGAGAAUGAUUUUACAGGGAAUGAUGGGCAAAGGGUUCUCAACGAUUUCUUGAAGAAACAAUUACCUAUCGAUUUUUAUCAAGGACCUUUAAGCACUGAUGAUCAUCUUGAACUUGAGCAAGAAAGAACCAAGGCAGCAACAUUGCAGAGAACAUCAUGUACUCCACGAAAAUUUGAUGAGAAUAAACGGAAUACAUGUGG